Molecule: messenger RNA, 2208 nt
Organism: Vitrella brassicaformis
Lineage: Eukaryota; Vitrellaceae
Source: the annotation of a GenBank genome assembly
ACCGACCAGCGAUUUGCCAGAUGCAUGAAUCAGGGUCAAACAGGUGGCUGGCAGUCUGCCCCUCUUGAACAGAAAAAGCUUGCCAACAGCAGAUCGACUGCCGUCCACGUGCGUCUCUCUCUCUCUCUCUCUCUCUCUCAUGUCACGCAUCUCUCUCUGCGUCUUCGCUUCAUUCACAAACUGCAUCGCAGCCACCCUGGCAUGACACCACACCCGCUAGGCUGCCUUUUCUACAGUGCUAUCGCCUCCCGGCGGCAUCCAUAUGGGCUCGUCCCAGUCGUUGCGGCCAAAUGGGUCGUCGGGGUAGAUGCCUUGCAGGUGGGGCGGCAGCUCUGAUGCCGCCCAGGGCGGGAUCUCGUAGCCCAUCCCGUCUGCAGAGCGGCAGUUGGCGGCGAAGUGACGGUCGGGGGUGUCGCGGUACUUGAAAUUCUCAUACUCCUCACUCACCGUCAGCCUGCAUACGCCACCCAUCCACCCAAUCCACACAUGGCCGCAUGUACAUAUGUAUGCCGCUUCACAUCUCUCUCUGGAUCGUUGUCUGUGGUCUGUCUGUUCCUCACCAUGGCCCGACUGGGUCAGGUCCGCACCCGAGGCCCCUCUUCUUGAUCCAGUCCUCGUAGUCCCACGCCCCGUCGUCCCAGUUCCACGACUCAUCGGCGAUGCCAACACCCACAUACACAUUGCCCGCAGGGCCCAGCACCAGAUCCUCUGGCCCGGCUCCCUCUUCCUCAGCCUCGCGGUAGCUCAUCAGCCUGACACCAACACCCAAGCACACGCACGUCCAUGCGCGCGGCGGUCAGUCGCCCCUUGGCCUUUCUACCGCCUGACCCUCACCUCACCUGGCGAAGUUGUGUGAGUACUUGAUGUACUCUUUGGAGUGUCUCAUGAAGGGCCCCGCCACAACCUGCCCGUGCUCGGAGACCAUCCACAUGCGCAGAGGAUAUGGCAGGUGCCAGCCGGGCGGCGACACGAGGUGCAGGGCGGCGUAGCCAGGCAGCGAGUGGGGCAGGCCCUCCGGCCAGAACCACAGCUGCAGCGGCUCGAUGCCCCCCAUAUUGAAGGCAAUCGACUUGAGGGGCUGACCGGUCCGACGCGGCCGUUUUUUCCGCUCCCAAGGCACCCUGAUGCAACCACAGAAACAUCCGCGAGACGCAUUCACAGGGCGAGGCGCUGUGUGUGUGUGUGUGUGUGUUGUGUCUGUGAGUGUGUAGGACCGACCAGUUGAUUUUCCAUCCGAAGUUCAUGCCAACAGGUUGUGUGGCUGGGUGGUGGUUGGCGGACCCGAUGAACUGGAUGUCAAAGUAGUUGUCAUCGUUGUAGCUGUGCUGCAGGAACUGGGUCUCAAUCGGAGUCCUGACGAUGCAUCAUGCAGCCAUCCAUGGGCGACUUUGGUGUCUUGUGUCCCUGCCUGCGUGCUCCUGCCUUCUCACCUCUUGUAUAUGUUUUGGUCGUAGUAGUGGGGGUACUGCCUCUCCCAAUCGACGUCAUGAACCAGCUCCUGCACCACACAACCACACAACCACACAACCACACAGCCACACACACACACACAGAGUCGCACACAUGCUUCACACCGCUUCCCUCUGUCUGUCCGUGGCUUACGCUCCAGGCGUCGUUGCGGUAGGUCCAGUUGCCGCGAGGGAUGUCGUUCUCCUUAUCAUCGAUCUUCCAUCGCUUCAUCUGACGGAUACCUAUCAAGACACACACACACACACACACACACACACAAUUUCGCAGACCAAAGACAGCUGAUGUCGUGCUGUGGUUACCUCUGUCAUUGCGUCGGUGCCACUCCCGCCUCCUGCCCGUCCUCAUGGCAGGGUUGGUGGGAUUGAGCGUCGACGGCUCUCGGCGCUUGCGGUCGAGGUGCCGCAGCUCAUUGCCAUGUGCCGACAUAGACAAGCCGGCCUUGCUCCUCCUCAAUGCUGACAAGCCGCGUCGUCCACCACGCUGCCGCAGUGAUGAUGAGAUGGAUAAAGGGUGAUGGAACGCCGCCUGAUCAAUGGGUUGCAGCCUUCUCAAAAGCAGCGAGGCAUCUGUGAGGGGCAGAAUGGCGACGAGAAGGCCUUGCAGAAUGGCACGGACAUCCAUCAUCGCCUGACAGAUGAGGCCAUCGCUGGAGGACGGGAUCAGCGCCUGACGAGGGCCUCUGACGCAGAUCUGGCAACUAUGAUCAUGAGGAGAUGAGUCAGAUGACUACGCGCGUUC